Messenger RNA from Epinephelus fuscoguttatus (brown-marbled grouper), 5556 nucleotides. RefSeq names its product major facilitator superfamily domain containing 12b (gene mfsd12b). Gene Ontology annotation, biological process: carbohydrate transport. The transcript is spliced from 9 exons. NCBI's taxonomy places the organism in Eukaryota, Metazoa, Chordata, Actinopteri, Perciformes, Serranidae. Gene Ontology annotation, cellular component: membrane. The record is from RefSeq and is a predicted model, not a curated record. Gene Ontology annotation, molecular function: symporter activity. Bases 2956 to 4347 code for a protein of 463 amino acids.
GUGUGUGCUCUCAAAUGUGGAGGUUUUUGUAUGUGAAUAUGUUUGAUGAUGGUGUGCACAUCAGUUGCUCUCACAUAUAAGCAGUAUACAUCCCCUCAUCCCCUGCUGUGACAAUCGACACAUCUGUACAGUGGUGUUUGGUUUGGAGCAAGAUCGGGACUGUGCAUGCGUGUGUGUGUGUGUGUGUUAUGUGUGCGUGAGUGAGAGAGAGAGAGAGAGCUCCGAGAGACAACAACCCAAAUCUGUUGGAACUGUUGCAUUUUGUCAGGAGGUCACAGACAGACAUGCAGCUCAAUGAGGUUGACUUGUUUAUGAGGUAAAGCUAAUGGGCUGCUGUUUCUGAGCCUGAAAACAAAUUAACCUUCCCCAAAUUCCAAGAGCAUUGAACUGGAAAAAAACAUUUGCCCUUUUUUUGAGUCCCUAGCUGCUGCUAAUAACCAUAGUUUCGUGUAGGGUUGCAACUCAUUACUUUCAUUACCUAUUCAUCUGCUGAGCAUUUUCUCAAUCGAUCGAUUAUAAACAUCAGAAAACACCCAACAGUGCUCAUGGUAUUAUCCAAGGCUUAACAGUCAUGUCUUUAGAUGUGUUGUUUGGUCUGAUUAACAGUCUAAACCCCAAAUUUGUUCAGUUUACUGGACCAUUUCAAACAUGACAGCAUAAACAUACUGAAUGGGUCCUUCUGUAUUUCCUGUUGGUAUGUGUUGUGUUACAGUGUAUGUGAAUGACGUCAGCUGACAGGAAGUACACAUGGACCCAGACUGUUGCUGAGCAAUGCCAGUUAAACAGGACUAAGAAAAAUAGUGAAUUCUCACAUUUGACAACCUGAAACCAGAUGUUUGGGAUUUUUGCUUAAAAAAAUGACAAAUGAUUGAGUCACAAAAAAGUUGGUGAUAAAUUGUCCUUCAAUUGACGAUAAUCGUUGCAGCUCUAGAUUCAUGUAUUUUCUUUCUUUUAAAUGUGUGUUCUUCUUUUUGUUUCCCAGCCAAGAUAAGCUCUGUGUCUCGCUUGAUGCUCUGUCUGUGUUUAAGAUUGCUUAAAUCAGAGAUUGCAGCUUCUAUGGCCUCCAGUUGUUUAAAGGAGUACUCUUGUAUUAGGUUGGGGGACUCACAAGACACAGAUUUCAAAAGGUGGUCAUAACUGAAGCAGCAGGAGCCAAGAAAUCCUGACUGGUAUGGGUUCGAUUCAGUGUAGAAAAGACUCCAGCACACUGUCUAACUUGCAAAAGUAAUGAUUUUAUUGCUGCUGCUGAGAGGUUUCAGUGACUAGAAUUUCAUCAGGCCGUCAUCAGGCAAAUGAAGGCCUGGUCACUGAAUUGCUUCAGCAUUAAACAAAGUUUAUUGGUGGAGUUUAUUUGCCCCUAGAGAUGAACCAUCUUGUUUUCAAGGGGGUCCGACACAAAACAUAGAACAUACUUCAUUAUAAGGGACACAAUCACAACAUAAAACGUGCAUACAUAGCUCUCAUUUACCAACCCACCCUCACAUCAUUCCCAUAAGCCAGCAAUACCCUCACAUAAUAAAAUGGAUGUAUAUGCCACAAGACACCUGGAGCAUUAAUAUACUACUACUACCACCACUACUACAAUAAUGGUAACAUGAAUCUUUGCAGGUUAGACAGUGUGCCGGCACCUUUUCUACAAGUUUUAUUCUUCUCCCUCUCCUGUGCACCUGUUUGAAAAUAGAUGUGCGAAGUUUUCCUUCGCUAUGGGUUAAAUCUCAAAAACACUGGGUCCUACAUUUCCCAUAAUGCCACUGGAUAUUGUCUUUCAUUAGACCUUUCCUGCCUCCUUAAUCCCCCUUCUUUAAAUCCAUCAUGCCAGGUUUAAAAAUGUUAAAAAGUGUUGUGUCAGGCCCAGAAGGUGACGGGCGGGCUUCAGCAAAGCUCCCCCAGAGCUGAAUACCUCAGCUUCAUGUGUAAAGUCAGCAGAGUUUCCCUUUAAAACACCACUUGAGCCUCAUCUUUAUGAUUCAUUUAAGUUUAACUUUAGACUUUAAGAUGACACAACACUGACUGACCUGUAAUGUCACAAUGUGUGAUGACCAUGACCACCGCAACAUAUGUGUCAUAAAAUGGGAACGGGAAGUUUAGAUUGUUUUCCACUUUAAGCUUACCAAAGGGCAAUGUUGCAAAUGUAUAAAUGCAUACUGAUGGAUUGAAAACAAAUGACCUGACAUCAGAGGCAAGUUGAGGUGCUGAAAUUCAGACUUAAUGUCACUUGAGUGUUAAUUUCAACAUGAUUCACCCAAACACAACUACAAUGGAGAAAAUAUGUCAAGUCUUUCCACAGCUAACACUUUGACUGCAUUUAAUCUGGCUCAGCUUUGUUUCUAAAAAGCUAAUUGAUUUGCAGUCAUGAAGGAGAGAUUUGUCUAAGCAUGAUUUAAAGGACUAAAGUGGGAUCUGUGCUUGAAUCACUCGCCACGUGAAGGACAUAAAGAGGAACCGACUGUAUUUGCUAACGGUAUUGAAACUCACGAGUUUUCAAAGCCACUCAUACCCACGGCUUUGUUGUUCAUCUAAUUAAGACUACACCGGAGGCGUAUACAUUGCAGAGCUGUAUAAUAACUACAAAGACAAAACAAAUCUCCAGAUGCGCAGAGGAUGGCACGCAAAGCGGCUGCGCGCUUUUACGCGUGAAGUCGUCCAUGUGUCUCAAAGUGCCGCUGAUCGCUCAGAAAAGCUUUUGUUGGCGCAUUAAAAUAUUCCUAAACCGGUUCAGCUGACCAGCGUGGGGACCCAGCUUGGCAUAAUCCAUUACGUUGCGUUUAUUAUAUGAUUUAUGGUUAAGGAGAUUUUUUUUUUUUUUUUUUUUUUGGAGAUGCUCAGACCAAGGUUGAACUGUGUUUUGCUCAACGUCUGUUAGUGUAACUAUUUGCAUUAUGUAUUUGUAAAUAUGACAACGACAGAUCUUUAAUUGUGAAUAAAGGAAGUUUUAUCACAGGAGUCCAGUCAGUCAUGGAGCAGUUUGUGCCUGCUGAUCGCUCUCUGUCAGUCUGCAGGCGGCUAUGUUACGCAGUGGGACACUUUCUAAACGACCUGUGCGCCUCUAUGUGGUUCACCUACCUGCUAGUGUACCUGCACUCCGUGCUUGGCUUCCAGAGCAGGUAUGCAGGUGUGAUGCUGCUGAUUGGUCAGAUAGCGGAUGGAGUCUGCACGCCUCUGGUUGGAUAUGAAUCCGACAGAACACCGUGCUUCUAUGGCAGGAGGAAAACCUGGCAUCUACUGGGAACUGUUUGUGUUGUUGUAUCUUUCCCCUUCAUCUUCAACCCCUGCCUGGCCUGUAACAACAACACUCCUCAGUGGGCUCAAGUCGUCUACUUCUCCCCCUUCAUCAUCAUCUUCCAGCUCGGCUGGGCAGCCACUCAGAUCUCACACCUCUCCCUCAUCCCAGAGCUCGUGUCCAGCGAGAGUGACAAGGUGGAACUCACUGCGUACAGGUAUGCCUUCACUGUGGUGGCCAAUAUCACAGUGUACGCUGUGGCCUGGCUGCUCUUUCACUUCCAGGCUCAGCACACCGUGAACCCCUCCAUCACAGACAACCUGGGCCCUGUGGACAUCCCUCUGUUCAGGACGCUGGCCCUCAUUAUGCUGGGUACUGGAGCAUUGUUCUCCUUCAUAUUCCAUGUUUGCACAAAAGAAGAAGUGGCAGCCCCAGGGAGCGGGAAUCAGCCGAUCACACCUUCCUCCUCACAGGAAGCUGUGCCUCAGCCUGUAUUCCAGUGGAGGCAUUGGCUGAAGGAGGCAUCUUUCUACCAGGUGGCCUUCCUGUACAUGUGCACCAGACUCAUAGUCAACUUAUCUCAGACGUACAUCUCAGUUUACCUCACCAACUCGCUGAUGCUACCGAAGAACUUCAUUGCCAUCAUCCCUCUGGUGAUGUAUGUCAGCGGCUUUGUUUGCUCUCUGGCCAUGAAACCAGCCAGCAAGCUCAUAGGAAUCAGUACUACCUAUUUGAUCGGCCUGUUGCUGGUGAUUGGCUUCGCCACCUGGGUGUUUGUGGACAAGAGCAUGGGAGCAGAGAGCAUCUACGGAGCAGCUGUGCUGCUGGGAGCCGGUUCAGCCACAAUCCUGGUCAUGUCUCUGUCCAUGACAGCCACACUGAUCGGGGAGCAGACGCAAAGUGGAGCUUUUGUUUAUGGAUCAAUGAGCCUCACAGACAAGGUGGCUAAUGGUGUGGGGGUCCUCCUGAUUCAGAGCAUACGGCCAUGCAGCACGGAGGCCUGCUGCCCAGACUGUGUUUGGUUUUACCGUGACGUCAUGGUGACAGUAACCGGGGCUGUGGCCGUGGCUGCAGCACUUUGCCUGUUCACGCUUCUAAUCCGGCCAAUCAGGAUACGGAAAAGUUAGGGUUCAACAUCUGCACAACACUAACAUGUCUCAUAUCUGUGCACACACAGAAAACAACCACUUAUGUCAGACUGAAUAACCCACAGUGCAUAUUUCUGUUUGAAUCCACCAUUUCAGCUGCAUACAGAGCACACUUGUUUUAAAGGAGCUCAAGGAUUAUGCCUUACUCACCAAUCUUUCAAAAUAUUUUGGCGUACUUUACUUUUUGUUCAUAAAUAUUUUGAGGGGGAAGGAAAGCCUUUGUUGCUGGACAAGGGAAAUGGCCCCGAGGAUGAAGCCAUGCUACCACCCAGUGUAUGAAUCUGUAACUACACUGUCUCCUGGAGGGGCAUGUAGGCUUUUAAAACUGACGGUUACAGUGAAGGUUCCUCAUCAGAGAGGAAGCUUGUGAUCAUAGAAGGAUCUUUAAAUGCAUAGAUAGAUUUAGAAAAAAUGUAGAAACUGAAAUCAUAGUCACACAGACUCAAAAAUACAAAAUAUGCUAUUUCAUAUAGAAAUCUAGAAAUCAAAGUUAAGGGCAACUGAUGAUAGAUAGACCUACAUAUAUACAUUCAUACACACAUACAUGAGACACUUGUUGGAAAUAUAACACAAUCCAAUCUCUGCCUCGCCUUUCUACUGUGAGUGAAGCCAAAUGUUUUCGUUGACCUGGCAGCGAUUGUGGCGCUGAUCCAAGGAACUGAACUGGGUGAACUUGACACUUCUUGUGUGUGUGUGUGUGUGUUUGUUUGUGUGUGUGUGUGUGUGUGUGUGUGUGUGUGUGUGUGUUUGAGUGACUGUAAGCAGGAGUGUUAAUACCUUCCCGGACAUUAUUCUUUGUACCACUUGCUUUGAUCAUUUUUACUGUAAGAGAAAAAUAACCAAACAUUGGUUGGUUGGGAAAAUGAUUCUGAAAAUAAAAUGUACACACACAUACCUGCUCUGACCAAAGGGAAAACUACACAGCAGAGACACUGACAAGACACAGGAACUAAACUGAACUUAGUUUUGAUUCUUUUAUAAUGUUGCAUUAAUUUAAAAUCAUGUUGUUAUGUUAACAAACUGUACAUCUUUGUUUUUGUUCUUUAUUUUGUUCAUUCCUUGGUUAUGUUUGUAGUCUUUGUCUAUCGUAUGAAAGCUGCAUGUUUGGAUUUGAGCUACCUGAUCAUACCUGUCCUUCAAGAGGCAAUGAGAAAAAUGUUCAGAAAAUGACUUCAAAACCCAUUAUCA